This is a messenger RNA of Sinocyclocheilus grahami, 2764 nucleotides long. Its product is annotated as E3 ubiquitin-protein ligase Siah2. The record is from RefSeq and is a predicted model, not a curated record. NCBI's taxonomy places the organism in Eukaryota, Metazoa, Chordata, Actinopteri, Cypriniformes, Cyprinidae. Gene Ontology annotation, cellular component: cytoplasm. The transcript has 2 exons. The coding region runs from base 501 to 1457 and encodes 318 amino acids. Gene Ontology annotation, biological process: proteasome-mediated ubiquitin-dependent protein catabolic process; multicellular organism development. Gene Ontology annotation, molecular function: ubiquitin conjugating enzyme binding; ubiquitin protein ligase activity; zinc ion binding.
AUGAAAUAUAACCAGGAUAAUAUAAUGUUAUUCAUUUGUUCCUUUUGUGUCUCGUUCCACUUAAUAGCCCUGUAAAAACUUUAUUUAGACCUAAUCCACAUAACUCAUUCAGUUUAGUAAAAAAAAUGGUUUGAGGCUUAUAAAUGCAACAGUCUCCUCUGAUUGCAUAGAACGGUGAAACAUCCUUGGUCGUGUUGAAGGGCCACAGUGCAACUGUUUGCUGUUUACUUCACUACAGCCACUCACGUAAUUACUACAUAUUCCAGCGACUCUUACGUAAACGUCAAGAGCGGCUCUGUGAUUGGCUGAGGAGAGUGUCAAUCAAAGCCCCUUCAUCCAAUAGACUCGUUACUCGCUCUCAAACUAUGGCGGCCAUGUUGUAUCCGCGGGGACUGGAGGCUGUUCGGAACCGAGUCUGUCUUCAGUCGGGAGUAUACGGUGGGGCUCUCGGGUUUGAACUCGUCUGGGUUUUACACCGUUAGAGAUCUACACUCCUCGCCAUGAGCCGUCCGUCCUCUGCGGGUGGUGCGGCCGGAGGACUCGGAGCUGGUAAAGCAGGAGGAAGUAAGCAUGGAGGCUCUGGAGGAACAACCGCCUCUGCUGCCGCAGCCGCCGCGGGGGUAUCCGGCUCUGUCGCGGGCUCUGGUACGGUCCCCGCGGCCGCUGUAGCCCUUCCAGUCGCUGCCCUACCGGGACAGUCAGCCGAAUUGACAGCGCUGUUUGAGUGCCCGGUGUGUUUCGACUACGUGCUGCCCCCGAUCUUGCAGUGCCAGGCUGGGCAUCUGGUGUGUAACCAGUGUCGGCAAAAGCUCAGCUGCUGUCCAACUUGUCGCGGCCCUCUCACGCCGAGCAUAAGGAACUUGGCAAUGGAAAAAGUUGCAUCUAAUCUGCCGUUUCCGUGUAAGUAUGUCUCAGCUGGAUGUCUGCUGUCCCUUCAUCACAGUGAGAAGCCGGAGCACGAAGAAGUGUGUGAGUUCCGCCCCUACACCUGCCCAUGCCCGGGGGCUUCCUGUAAAUGGCAGGGCUCCCUGGAGGCCGUCAUGCCACAUCUCAUGCAUGCCCACAAAUCCAUUACCACCUUACAGGGCGAGGACAUUGUCUUUCUGGCCACGGAUAUUAAUCUACCGGGGGCUGUGGACUGGGUCAUGAUGCAGUCAUGUUUUGGUCACCACUUCAUGCUGGUUCUAGAGAAGCAGGAGAAAUACGAGGGACACCAGCAGUUCUUUGCCAUCGUGCUGCUCAUUGGCACGCGAAAGCAAGCGGAGAACUUUGCCUACCGCCUCGAGUUGAACGGCAACCGUAGGCGGCUCACGUGGGAGGCCACGCCGCGCUCGAUCCAUGAUGGCGUAGCAGCAGCCAUCAUGAACAGUGACUGUCUUGUGUUUGAUACCUCUAUUGCCCACCUGUUUGCAGACAAUGGCAACCUGGGUAUCAACGUGACCAUCUCCAUGUGCUGAGGUGGCAGCGUAAGGCUUUAUCCAGUGACCCAAACCUUGGACAACCUCUGCUCCCUAUCAGACUGCAGGAUCUGAAGGCAAUGGUUGGGAGAUGUAUACAUUUGUGUAUAUUUCGGUUCAAGAGUCAUCCGCUAAAACAGCGCACACUUUCCAGAUUCACAAGUAGGUUAGUUUGCUAGGUUAGGAUGACAAGAGUCCUUCUCGAGAUGAAGCGGGGAUUUGCAGGUGUUAGCAACCCGUUGAAGGCAUUGGUGCAAUUGAGAAUUUCUUUUGCACACCGCAACUUUCUGAUUACGCCUUCAGUAGAAGUUCAGGUGUGGAUAAAUACCAUCACAGAAUCAAAAUGCUAACUUGGGAAGAGUCUAGGCAUGAAGGUGUAACAUUUGCCUCAGAAGCUUCUAAAACCUAUGUUGUACAAAACUGCACUACUUUUAGUCUAUGGAUAUUGCGUGAAACCAUGGAAAUUGUACAUGGCAAUGUAAAUGGUAAUCCUCUGAAUUUCAUGGUUGUAUAUUGGCUUGAUAAAACAAUGCCCAUGGUGGAAAUGCAGUGUGCAUGGUGGAAAUAAAAUUCACUUGCAAAAAUGAGUAUAUAGCCACCAUGUUUUUAAGGCAAGAAUCUGACCUCUUCACUAUGUUUUUUCUUUUAAUCUGUCGUCAAUGUUGCAAGACGUAAUGAGGACAAUACUUUGUUUAUUUUAUGGUCCUUAUCCAGAGUAGAGAACUGGUUUGUGAUCAACACAAAUAUAAGCUCAAUAAAAUGACAGAACUACAGCCAACCAUUUCAAAUUUUGUUACCCAUGAUCUAAUGCCACGAUUUUUUUUUAAAGGGAUAGUUGGCCUAUAAAUGAUAAAUCUGUUAUUUAAUUGCCCUUAUUUGCGGAGCACCAAAGGAGAAGUUAAGUAGAAUAUCUCCGCUGUUCUCUAGCAGAGGACAAAAAGCACCAUAUAGACCAUACAACCUGUGCUCUAUAUUUCAAGUCUUCUGAAGCCAUAUGAUAGCUUUGUUAAGAGGCAGACUGAAAUGUAAGGCUUUUUACUGAAAAUAUCUAAUUGUAUGAAAAAGAGCAGCUCACACAUUUUGCUAGAUGACUUCUAUACAGGUUUCAAUAACACAAGGUGAGGAAAUGACAAUUUCCAUUUGUUAAUGAACUAUUUAUUUUAUAUAGGUGUUCCACCUUUGCGUUUUAGCGUACUUUGUCUUGUCAACAGUGACUGUAUGUAAAAGAUUUAGCCUGUGCACAAACAACAACUGUUAUUUUCUCGUUGAUAAAGUGUCCGCAUUUAAUUGGUUUUGUUGUCUUUGUA